CCAGAGGGCAGGGCUCAACUUUCAAGCAAGAAGAAAGCGAAGGAAAAGCAACCUGAAGAGCAUCAGGGCGCUCUUGGAACAAUCGACGGCGGUUGAAACCAUCUGACUACCUUGCAUUCUCCUUACUCUCUUCGUGGUUGAGCGUCUUGUUUUUGAACAGGUUUCAGCGAAGCGCUUCGCUUUAUAGCAGUUUUUUUGCUUCAACAAGAAGCUUGCACGCGUUCAAUAAUAAGAAAAUGGAGGCCGUGGCCUCUCCGGCCCUGCACACCCAGGCAGCAGCUGCAGGGUUCGGACAGAGGACGCAUGGUACGCACGUGCAAACGCAGGUUCGGACACAGGCCGCCCUGCUGCCUCGGCAACAGAGGCAUCCAAAGCUCCACAGCUUUGGCUCCGCAAAAAGCAUUGCAGGCCAGAAAGUUUGUGCAGAGUCUGAGGGGUUUAGGAGGGAUAGAAAGGGGCGGGGGCAUGCCAGGGCAGCGGGGACGCAAAGUCCGACAAGGGAAAGGCCCUCAGUGAAAGAGGCGGCCGAGAAGAUCGUAGGGGGUCUAGGGGGCGGGCUAGAUGAGGUUAAGCUGGAUGAGGUAGCGGGGCAGGUAGCAAAGGAGACGGGGAGCGAGAAGGCGCAGAUCAGUGAGUUUUUGAAGCGGGAGUACAAGGCAGGGUUUGUGACUGACAUCCAGUCAGAGAGGAUUCCGAGGGGGUUGUCAGAGGAGACAGUCAGGACUAUCUCGGCAAAGAAGAACGAGCCGCAGUGGAUGCUCGACUAUCGCCUGCGGGCCUACCGCCAGUGGCUGAAGAUGGAGGAGCCACGCUGGUCGGACAACAAGUAUCCCAGGAUUGACUAUCAGGACAUUGUGUACUAUUCCGAGCCCAAGAAGAAGGACGUCAAGGCGAGCCUCGACGAGGUGGACCCCGACCUGCUCGCGACAUUCGAGAAGCUCGGCAUCCCGCUGUCUGAGCAGAAGCGCCUCUCCAACGUCGCGGUUGACGCCGUUUUCGACUCCGUGUCCAUCGCCACGACGUUCCGCAAGGAGCUGGCGCAGGCGGGCGUCAUCUUCUGCUCCAUAUCCGAGGCUGUCAGAGAGUACCCGGAUCUCAUCAAAGAGUACCUCGGCAGCGUCGUCCCGCCGGGCGACAACUUCUUUGCGGCGCUCAACGCGGCGGUCUUCUCGGACGGCUCCUUCUGCUAUAUCCCGAAGAACGUCGAGUGCCCGAUGGAGCUCAGCACGUACUUCCGGAUCAACGAUUCGGACACCGGGCAAUUUGAGCGCACGCUCAUUGUCGCGGAGGAGGGCAGCAAAGUCAGUUACCUCGAGGGGUGCACGGCGCCGUCGUUCGACACGAACCAGCUGCACGCGGCGGUGGUCGAGCUGUACGCGCACAAGAACUCGGAGAUCAAGUACAGCACGGUGCAGAACUGGUACGCGGGCGACGAGGAGGGGGUCGGCGGGAUCUUCAACUUCGUGACCAAGCGCGGGCUGUGCGAGGGCAAGAACGCCAAGAUCUCGUGGACGCAGGUCGAGACCGGGUCCGCCAUCACGUGGAAGUACCCCUCCGUCGUCCUCAAGGGCGACAACAGCAUCGGCGAGUUCUAUUCGGUCGCGCUGACCAACAACCGGCAGCAGGCUGACACCGGCACCAAGAUGAUCCAUGUCGGCAAGAACACGCGCAGCCGCAUAGUGUCAAAGGGCAUCUCCGCCGGGAACUCGGUCAACUGCUACCGGGGGCUCGUCCAGGUGGCGCCGACGGCGCACGGGGCCCGGAACCACUCGCAGUGCGACUCGAUGCUGAUUGGCGACCAGGCGGGGGCCAACACGUACCCCUACAUUCAGGUGAAAGACCCGACGGCGCGCGUCGAGCACGAGGCGAGUACCUCCAAGAUCGGGGAGGACCAGCUCUUUUACUUCCAGCAGCGGGGCAUCGAGGCCGAGAAGGCCGUGGGCAUGAUUAUUAGCGGCUUUUGCAGGGACGUGUUUAACGAGCUGCCACUAGAGUUUGCCGCCGAAGUUAACCAGCUGAUGAGUCUCAAGCUGGAGGGCAGCGUGGGAUAAGCGGUGCCGUCGGGUGGUCGGUACUGCUGUCUGUGCAUAAACUAGAUUGUGGACGUAAGUCCUGAACCAGCCGUUGAUUUUUUCCGACCAAGCUGUAAAAUAUACUUGAUUGCGUGGUCUUUCGAAAGAUGUUGUGUUUCCACCCUCUGGCAUUCGGAAG
Klebsormidium nitens is the source of this 2211-nucleotide messenger RNA. Lineage: Eukaryota; Viridiplantae; Streptophyta; Klebsormidiophyceae; Klebsormidiales; Klebsormidiaceae. The record is from the annotation of a GenBank genome assembly.